Cynara cardunculus var. scolymus (artichoke) is the source of this 1545-nucleotide messenger RNA. Its product is annotated as IAA-amino acid hydrolase ILR1-like 1. NCBI's taxonomy places the organism in Eukaryota, Viridiplantae, Streptophyta, Magnoliopsida, Asterales, Asteraceae. Gene Ontology annotation, cellular component: endoplasmic reticulum. Gene Ontology annotation, biological process: auxin metabolic process. Bases 547 to 1320 code for a protein of 257 amino acids. Gene Ontology annotation, molecular function: IAA-Ala conjugate hydrolase activity. The transcript is spliced from 5 exons. The record is from RefSeq and is a predicted model, not a curated record.
AGAGUUUAACCAAACGGGUGUUCUUUAUGCUCGCCAUUUAUACGAUUCAACCAACCCCCAAAUGUUCCGAUGGUUUCAUAACGAAACAAAAUUUGGCCGGAAUCCCAUCAAGCUUCCUCAAAUUGGCCAACAAGACGGAACUUAUGGAAUAUAUGGUCGAUAUCAGGCGCACUUUGCACCAAAAUUCAGAGCUCGGUUAUGAAGAAUUGGAAACUAGUAAGCUUAUUAGAACUGAACUUGAUAAAAUAGGGAUCGAUUAUAGAUAUCCAGUUGCUGUGACCGGAGUUGUGGGGUUUAUGGGUACCGGAAAACCUCCAUUUGUUGCUAUCAGAGCAGAUAUGGAUGCUCUAGCUAUGCAGGUCAGGAGGGAGUGGAGUGGGAGCACAAAAGCAAGGUUCCUGGGAAAAUGCAUGCAUGUGGACAUGAUGCUCAUGUUUCAAUGCUUCUUGGUGCUGCAAAGAUGCUUCAACAACAUCGUGACAAGAUACAGGAACCAUAGUUCUGGUUUUCCAACCAGCCGAGGAGGGAGGCGGUGGAGCAAAGAAAAUGUUGGAUGAGGGCAUACUCAAGAAUGUGGAUGCCAUCUUUGGGCUACAUGUAUCGGUCCGAUUUCCAAUCGGGACAGUUGCUACAAGGCCUGGCCCUCUUCUGGCGGCAAGCGGUUUCUUUGAGGCUGUAAUAAGUGGAAAGGGUGGUCACGCUGCAACUCCCCACCAUGCAAUCGACCCCGUUGUAGCAGCUUCUAACGUUAUAAUCAGUUUGCCAAGUCUUGUUUCUCGAGAAGCUGAUCCGUUAGAGUCACAGGUUGUUACGGUUGCGGGAUUUGAAGGUGGUGGCGCCUCCAAUAUAAUCCCCAUUUCGGUUACAAUUGGUGGAACAUUCAGGGCUUUCUCGAAAGAAGGUUUUGCCCAACUUAAACAUCGAAUCAGAGAGGUUAUCACGACACAGGCGGGCGUUCAUAGAUGCAAUGCAAGUGUCGAUUUCAAUGAAAGUGAAAAACCUUCGUAUCCUCCCAUGGUGAAUCAUGAGCAUCUACAUGAACACUUCCAACGAGUUGCUAGUGACAUGUUGGGUGCUACUAACAUCGUUGAGGCUCGACCAUUAAUGGGUGCGGAAGAUUUCUCGUUCUUUGCAGAAGCGAUUCCUGGCUAUUUUUUCUCCGUUUGGAUGCAGAACGAGAAUCAGGAAAAACUUGUGUCGGGCCAUUCUCCUUACUUUACGGUGAAUGAAGAGGUUUUGCCGUAUGGUGCCGCGUUGGUUACCAGGUAUCUUCUUGAACAUCAAAUUGAAACUGAUACAAGUUUCCAUGAUGAAUUUUGAUGGUAAUACAAGUAAAUUAUUUGACAAUCUUCAUUUCAAAAACCCGAGAUUUCGCUGGUUUUUGUUGUUGAUUUUAGCGUCAGCAGUCAUUUUAGUGUAGCUAUGAUUUACAUGAGAUCGAUGGGAUUUUUAGUUCAGCUAUAAUAUGGGUUCGGGUUACAGAGUGCACACUCUUAUAAGCAUACUUAUACCUUAUAUAACUGUAAACCGAGGGUCGGGUUGCGC